CUGAUGCAAGAACAUUGGUAGUGAUUUGGCAGAUUUGGUUUGGUGUGUGCACACAAAACAAAACACAACCUGGGAAAGAACACAUCACAAUUUCACUCUAUUUAGCAAAAAUCAAACCUUCUCAAACUAAAACUACACUUCAUCUUCUUCAAUAACGAGAUGUCGAAUAUAGUACGCAGAGGCAUCCAUUACAUGCCAGCACUAAAUGCAGCAAAAGUAUCUGCUGCUAUGCUAGAGAAAGGCCAAAGUGGUGUCAUAGAUGCUUCACUUACACUUAUUCGAGAAAGAGCAAAGCUAAAGGGAGAACUUGUGCGUGCUUUGGGAGGUGCUAAAGCAACUUCAACUCUUCUUGGAGUUCCUUUGGGACAUAAUUCAUCAUUCCUACAAGGACCUGCAUUUGCACCUCCUCGCAUUAGGGAAGCCAUUUGGUGUGGUAGCACAAACUCAACAACUGAAGAAGGCAAGGAGUUACAAGAUGCACGGGUUCUUACUGAUGUUGGUGAUGUCCCAAUUCAAGAAAUUCGAGAUUGUGGGGUAGAUGAUCACAGAUUAAUGAAUGUAAUUGGUGAAUCAGUGAAGUUAGUGAUGGAUGAGGAUCCAUUACGCCCCUUAGUUUUAGGUGGUGAUCACUCAAUAUCAUUUCCAGUUAUCCGAGCUGUCUCUGAGAAGCUUGGAGGACCUGUUGAUGUUCUUCAUCUUGAUGCGCAUCCUGAUAACUAUGAUGCCUUUGAAGGAAACAUUUAUUCACAUGCUUCUUCUUUUGCUCGAGUCAUGGAGGGUGACUAUGUUCGACGACUUUUGCAGGUUGGUAUAAGAUCAAUAACAGCUGAAGGGCGUGCACAAGCCAAAAAAUUUGGAGUUGAGCAAUAUGAAAUGCGGACAUUUUCAAGAGAUCGUCACUUCUUAGAAAAUCUGAAACUAGGGGAAGGUGUUAAAGGUGUAUACAUCUCAAUAGAUGUGGAUUGUCUAGAUCCAGCCUUUGCUCCUGGAGUGUCUCACAUAGAGCCAGGAGGUCUUUCUUUCCGUGAUGUUCUCAACAUCCUGCACAAUCUUCAAGGUGAUGUUGUCGCCGGAGACGUGGUCGAAUUAAACCCUCAACGUGAUACUGUCGAUGGAAUGACUGCCAUGGUAGCUGCUAAGCUGGUGAGAGAACUGGCUGCAAAGAUUUCCAAGUGAUGAUCUUCAGCCUCAACCCUCUCAAUAACUAAAAUGCACCUGGAGGCUGGAAGGUUAACUCUUCAGAGUGGCAUUCAAUUUUACCAUGUCUUAUUUCCAGUAUUCAUAGAACAUGGUCAAUGAUUCAAAGGUUUUUCCUUAAGGAUUAUUGGUUUUCUAUUUAGUUGUAGUUCAACUGUUGGUUUUCUAUUUAGUUGUAGUUCAACUGUUGGUUUCUUAACAGGACACUCAAAGAACGGCACCUUUUUUAAUCUU
Messenger RNA from Vigna angularis (adzuki bean), 1431 nucleotides. RefSeq names its product arginase 1, mitochondrial. Bases 160 to 1176 code for a protein of 338 amino acids. The transcript is spliced from 7 exons. Gene Ontology annotation, molecular function: agmatinase activity; metal ion binding. Lineage: Eukaryota; Viridiplantae; Streptophyta; Magnoliopsida; Fabales; Fabaceae. The record is from RefSeq and is a predicted model, not a curated record.